AUGCCAGGCAAAACGACGUCUACUCCGCGCAUCACCAAAUUCACCAACUGUCGCAUCGUCAAGGGUUCUGAGCUUGUUGAACAGGAUGUCUGGAUCGAUUCGCUGUCAGGCAAGAUUCUCAAAGAUCAGGAGGCUUUCUACGGAUUACAUCUUUCGCCAGAUGAGGUCAUCGACCUCGGCGGGCGUAUUCUCGCUCCAGGAUUGAUCGAUGUCCAGCUGAACGGCGCUCAGGGUUUUGACUUCUCUGUACCUCAAGCGUCCAAGGAAGAAUAUGAUGAGGGUUUGCGCCUGGUGAACAAGGGUCUUGCCAGGACCGGUGUGACUUCAUAUUUGCCGACUGUUGUCAGCUCAACCCCAGAGGUUUACUGGAAAGUAUUGCCCUCUUUGGGCCCUUCGGGCAGCCACCAUCGUCCUGAGGACGGCGCGGAAUCGUUAGGAGCCCAUAUAGAAGGACCUUUCAUUAACCCUAACCGCAAUGGCAUUCACAAGACCGAAGUGCUUCGUGCUGCCCGGAAUUUCGAAGAUCUAGAGGAGUGUUAUGGGAAGGAUAAUCUCACCGGAAGCUCCAAGUCAGUCAAGAUGAUUACAGUCGCCCCUGAGGUGGGAAACAUGAUAUCGACCAUCCCCUCAUUGACCUCCGCCGGAAUCGUCUGCUCGGUCGGUCACUCGGAUGCGACAUACGAACAAGCGCUCUCAGCGACCACAGCGGGAGCUACAAUGGUCACGCAUAUGUUCAAUGCGAUGCGUCCCUUCUACCACCGGAACCCCGGCAUUUUCGGACUGCUGGGCCAGAGCGAACACUGCAGGCCCUUCUACGGCAUCAUCGCCGACGGUAUCCAUCUCCACCCGACCUCGAUCAAGAUCGCAUACAACGCCCAUCCGGACGGGUUAGUCCUCGUGACCGAUGCAAUGAAGCUCUGCGGCCUUCCCGACGGUGUCUAUGACUGGACGAACGGCGAGCGCAUCGUUAAGACGGGAGCCCGGUUGACUCUGGAGGGAUCCGACAAGAUCGCAGGUAGUUCUGCCACCCUGAUCGAGUGCAUCAACAACUUCCGGCGUUGGUCUGGCGCCUCUAUAGCCGAUGCCAUUAACGCUGCCACGGCGACUCCGGCGCGCUUACUGGGGUUACAAGGCGUCAAGGGUUCCCUAGACAGCGGUGCAGAUGCGGACCUCGUCGUGCUGAGCGAGGAGGAUGACCCCUACUCGCCCACACUAACUGUCUGCCAGGUGUGGAAACGGGGAGUCAAGAUCCAUGACACUGAUAAGGGAGUAACGUCUAUGACUACAGUAUGA
Molecule: messenger RNA, 1293 nt
Organism: Aspergillus pseudoviridinutans
Lineage: Eukaryota; Fungi; Ascomycota; Eurotiomycetes; Eurotiales; Aspergillaceae
Product: N-acetylglucosamine-6-phosphate deacetylase
Exons: 2
Coding region: 1-1293 (430 amino acids)
Biological process (GO): N-acetylglucosamine catabolic process
Molecular function (GO): N-acetylglucosamine-6-phosphate deacetylase activity
Source: RefSeq, a predicted model, not a curated record